Messenger RNA from Rotaria sp. Silwood1, 3309 nucleotides. The record is from the annotation of a GenBank genome assembly. Lineage: Eukaryota; Metazoa; Rotifera; Eurotatoria; Philodinida; Philodinidae.
AUGAAUAAUGAUGAUCUUGUUAAUAUGAAUUCUCUUGAUAUAUGGACAUUUGCUGAUCAAUAUCGUGCUACUGUUAAAAGUGCAACGAAUAGUAAUAAUGAUCGUCCAAUUUUAACUGGUAUGGCUAUUGGACUUAAUUCAACAUUAACAAUAUCUGAUGGUCAUACAAAAUUACCUUCAUGUCCAAUAUUACUUCUUUCUAAUAGUGAUGGUCUUUUACAAGUCUAUUAUUUUAUUCAUAAAAGUUCAUCAUCAUUAUGUCGUACACCUGAAGUUAUUAAACAAAAUCAAACAUUACAAUCAUCAACAAAUAUUAAUUUGGGAAUGAUAUUACCAUCAGUAUCAUUAUCACAAACAUUACCUUUUGGUUCAGUUCUAUCAACAACUGCAGCGCCAUCAUCAACUAAUACAUUUUCAUUUUCAAAUGUUGGAUCUACAUCAUUAACUAUAACACCUAUAAGUUCUCAACCAAAAGAAGAAAUUACUCAUAAUAUUUUAAAUUCUAAUCAAUCAUCUUCACAAAUUACAAAUGCAUCAUCAAUAUAUGAUAUUUCAAAAACAAUAAAUACAAAUAAUCUUAAUAAAUUACCUUCAAUACAAUCAAUAACACCAACAAAAAUUACAACAAAUAAUGAUCAAUCAUCUACAAAAAAUUUUGAUAAUAAAAAACUUCUUCAAAUGGUUGAUGAAAUUCAAUCGAAAUUAAAAACUCUACAAAGACCAUUCUCUAAAUUACCUGAACCAAGUAAUAAUCUUGAUAAAUCUUUAGAAACUUUAAUAACAACACUUAAUGAUAUGACAAUAUCACUUCAAACAUCAAUUCAAUCAAUAAAAACAAUGACAAAUGAACAUAUUGAAUCUCUGACAAGAAUUGAAAAUGCUCGUCAUCAAAUAAGACUAAGUCAAAAAGAAAAUCUUCAUGAUUUAUUAAAAGAUCGUGAACUUGAUCCAUGGACACAAUUACGUCUUGAUUCAAUUAAAAAUAAAUAUGAUCAAAUUAAACAUAAGUUAAAUGUCUUAUUACAAUUAACACAUAAAACAAUACAUAAUAAAUCAUUAUCUAUAAAUAAUGAGACGAAUGAUGAUGAUGAUGAUGAUAUUGAAAAUGAAGAUUUUUUACCCGAUUUAGAAAUAUUAAAUACAUCUCAAACAAUGAAACAAGGAAUUCAAAAACAUUUACGUGAACUUAGUCAUCAAGUAUCGGAAACAGAAAAAGAUCUACAAAAUAUUUGUGCAAAAUUUAAUAAAGAUUUUUUGAAUAGUAAACAAUAUGAUUCAAAUUUAACAAAAACAACAAUAAUAUCAUCUAAUAGAUUAUUUCAUAAAUUAGAUUCAGAAAUUUUAUUACAUUUACAAGCUAAUCAUCAAAAUGUUAAUGAAAUUCAUGUACCACAAACACCAUUAAUUCAUUUUUCAUCAAUAAAUGAAUCAAAAAAAUCUUCAACUAUUGAAAUAUCUAAAACAAUUACACCAAUAACACCAAUACAAACAAAUUCUUCACCAACAAUUGAAUCUGAAAGUUUUAAAAAUAUGUUACGUAUUGUUCGUGCAUCCAUUGAUUUAUAUUCUGGUAUAGCAAGUCCAGAACAAUUACGUGAAUUAUCAAAUAAAAUAUCAACUAGUCCAUUAUCAUCAUCAUCAUCAAUACAAAAAUCUCAUACAAUAUCAAUUAAUAAAACUCCAACUAUACCUAAAACAACUACAACAACAGUUCAAUCAAAAUCACCUAUUGUAACAAAACCAUUAAAUACAACAAUAACAUCAACAAAUAUUUUACAAACACCAACAAAAACUGUUACUUCAUCUAUACCAAAUAUUGCUGUUACACCACCAACACCAUUAGAUAUACAAUCAAAAAUUCAAUCAAAUAAAACACUUAUUCAAACACCUACUGAUCUAUCAAAAACAUCAGGUGAUAGUGUUAUACGGUCAUUGCUUAAUAAUGCAGUAACAUCUUCAACAACUAUAACAUCUAAUACAAAUCAACCAAUAGUUAGUUCUACAGCAAAUCAAAUUAACAAAUCAAAUAUUCCUAGUACAACAAUUCCACAAGUAACAACAAAUCAAACUCCAACAGUAGCAGCAGCAACAACAACAACAACAACAUCUGUUCAACCAAUAUCUCCGUCAACCCCACCAAUUACUUCCACUGGUGUAAGUUCAUUUGGUUCAAGACCAAUAUUUAGUGGUAAUACACUUAAUUUAACACCUACUACAUCAUCGACUAUUCCAUUUGGUAAUGUUACUACAACACCAACAAAUAAUAUCGCAUCACUAUUUGGUAAUACUUCUAUUACAACAACAUCUGCUCCAAGUUCAUCCGGCAUAACAACAACAACAACAACUUCUACUCCGUUUGGUGCCGGUUUCAGUACUCCUACAACUACAACUGCACCAACAGCAGCAGCCAGUACUGGUUUCUUUGGUACUGUAACAACUUCAGCUUCUACUCCAUUUGGCACUGGAUUCGGCACGGCUACUACUUCAGCUCCAACAACAGCAGCAGCAUCCAGUACUGGCGCCUUUGGUACAGCAACAACUUCAGCUUCUUCUCCAUUUGGUACCGGAUUCGGUACACCUACUACUACAACAGCAACAACAUCAGCAUCGGGUACUAGUCCAUUUGGUGCUGCAACGACAACACCAUCAACUCAUAGUCCGUUUGGUAGUGGAUUUGGUGCUCCUCCUCCUACUACUACGACGAUGACUGCACCAACAUUAACAUCUGGUACUAGCCUAUUUAGUGCUGCACCAACAACAUCAACAUCCGGUACUAGUCUAUUUGGUGGUUCACCAACAUCAACUGCUGGUACAUUUGGUAGUAGUCCGACAAUAACAUCACCAUUUGGUAGUGGAUUUGGUGCUACUUUGGCAGCAUCCACCAGUACAACAUUUAGUGGUUUUGGUGGUACUUCAGCAACACCAACAUCGACAUCGAAUGCACCUGUAUUUGGUAGUACUGGUUUUUCAUUUAGUUCACCAUUAUCAGUCACUUCAACUGCUAAACCAACAACUGGUACUUCAUUAUUUGGUAGUGGUAGUGCUAGUAGUACGCCUGCAUUUGGUAGUGGUUUUUCUGGUUUUGGUACACAAACAAGUUCAUCUGGAUCAUCGACUGGUUUUACAUUCGGUGGAUUUGGUGGUGCUCAAUCUGCAGACGCAACAACAACAGCAUCAUCUCCAUUUGGUGGUUCACUAUUUGGAGGAGCAUCUGGACAAACAACUGGUUUUGGUACAACAGCACAUUCAUUUGGUGCUUCAAAUACACAAACAGCAACGUCACCUUCAUUUACAACUUAUCGUAAAUAG